GUGAUAUUUGUGAGCUCAGUCCCGAGUGUAAAGAGUGUGUUACCUUAUUCCAAACAAAUACAAAAUGUUCCUGCUUGCUUACUUCUGCUGGCUUUGCCUGAUACAUUCUUUUCUGGCGUAUCCUUUGAAUCAAUACAAGGAGACCGAUUUCCAGUAUGGCUCCUUCUCUGGCCAAGCAGAUUAUCCCGAUCUAACACACGGCCUCAGUGAUGCUGAGGUUCGGGCCCUCAAUGAUCUUACCUUGGAAGAUCUUAAGUCCUUGGACCACUUAAUAAACGAACAUAUCAAUCAUAGGGAAGAAGAGAACAAAGCGAGUCUAAGGAGCAUGCAAGGGAGCAAUAAGAACUUUCGUGCUGUGGACCGGGCAUUGAGCGAUGGGUGUCGGGAAGAGAACGAUUGCGACGAGCCACAAACGACGACCUGCAAACCAAAAUCGUGUCCAACAACCAAGCGUUGCAAAACCACUUGUACACCGAAAUGCUCUCGAACCACUAAGCCCGAUUGUGUGCCCAAAACUACUCCCUGCAGCUCCAACGAUGUCUUUGGCAAGUGCCCACAGGUCAAUGAGAAGGUUAAGCGUAAGAAACCCAAAGAGGACAAUGAAUGCGAAUCCGAUGACUUCGAGUGUUUAGCUAAAAAGCGGAUGGAGAAACAUAAGAACAAUUUUCAGGAGCUGAAUUCUCCAGGGAAAUACAUUCCAGCGAAGGAAUUAUCUGGGAUUGAGAAGAUCGGAGAGCAAGUCAUUUCCUCAUUUAAUGACCAGGGCGAACCACUAGACGAAGCCUUACAUUUGGAUUACCCAAAAGAAUCCAGGAUUAUGGAGCCUGCUAAGCUGCAUGAAAAUAUGGCUAAUCAUCACGCCAGUUUUGAAGAUGAACACCAGCAAUCCCAUUGGGAUCAGGCUAACCACAACAUAGAUCAUGAAACGAACUUAAAUCUGGAACAUGAGGUAAACUAUGAACGGGAACAAGAGGUCAACUUAAAACAAGCACCUCAAAUCAACAUGCAGCAGGUAGACUGGGAUAAUUUACACGGUAUUUUGGCCAAUAUUGAUACGUCUAAUUGGGAGAAUUUAGAACAGACUAACUCAGACAAAAUGAAACUAUCAAAUUGGGCUAAAUUGAACCCAGCUAGUUUGGCCAAUAUAGAACAAGCCAAUUUUGACAAUAUGGAUUUGUAUAAUAUGGCAAACGUAGAACAGGGCCAUCAGCCUCAGCUUCGUCAGGAAAAUAAUGACAAAUUUGCGAUGGGAACACAGGCUAAUUUUAAGUCAAAUCAGAAGCAACAGUUUGCGUUUCAUCAGGAAAAUAAGGCCUUAAGCUUAAAGCAAAGUCAUACGGCCAAACUGGAGCAAGGAAAUCUGUCCGCUUCUGAACACCAAAAUCGGGCUAACCAACAGUUACAAAAUCAGCACAGUUUUGAGCCGACUCAUUUCAACAGUCAAAUGCGCGACUAUCAUCAGGCUAACGCCGAUCAGCUUCAUCGUCAGGAUAGAGAGCUUCGAUCAGAGGUUAACUUUCACCCAAGCGGAAAUCAGAUCUCUCGAAAGAGAAAUGCCGAGCAUAAGAACCAGGCUUUUACACAGGGUCAAUCACAUAGGGAGCAGCAAUCGGAGGUCAACUUCAUCCAAGCCCUAAGCAAUGGUCUUCAAAUCAAGCGAAACUAAAUAAGGCUAGACUUCAACCAGCUCAACUUGCGCCUUAUGAAGGACAUCAGCUUUCGCGAAAGAGAAAUUCGAAUAAAGAAAGUCAGGCUCUAAUACCACAAGGUCAGAUACAUAGAGAGCAGCGUGCUAGGAUCAACUAUCAUCAAGGAACUGAGCAAUGGAAUUCUAAUCAGCCUUUAACAAACCAAAGGGAAUUAAAUAAGAGAGAAGGUGAACAACUUGUCUCUUAUAAAGGACAGCUCUAUCAAAAAAGAAAUUCCGAAAUAGAAAGACCUUCUGAGAAGCGAAGUGUUCCAAUGCAAAAAAAAGAACAGGUACAUAAUGAACCACAACAAAUGAAAGCUGAUUUGACCAAGCGGGAAAGUCACUUGGAAGUCGACAGAUUUAUUGCCAGUAGUGCCCGCGAUCCGCCUCGCUAUCUAAAUUCUAUUCAAAACGAUUUAUUCAGAGGGAAAACGAACGUCGUUUGAAGGAGGAUCGCAGCAUGAGCCAAAGCUUGAACCUGGAUAAGUUGG
Molecule: messenger RNA, 2181 nt
Organism: Drosophila serrata
Lineage: Eukaryota; Metazoa; Arthropoda; Insecta; Diptera; Drosophilidae
Source: RefSeq, a predicted model, not a curated record